AUGAAUUUUGGAAUGAAUAAUACAACAACAGCAGCACUUAUUCAUGUUCACAUUCCUAGUUUACGUAUACUUAUUGCAUUUCUUUGUUUUGUUCUUUAUCUAUUUGGUUAUACCGGUUGUCUAUUAUCAAUUGUAACGUUUAGUUCAAAGAAACUUCGUCAUCAUUCCACCGGUUUUUUAUUUUUUGUUAUGGCUUUUGUUGAUAUAUUUAAUUUAAUUGCUAGUUUACAAUAUUUUUUUGAUGUUAUCUAUCAAAUCAAUGUUUAUACAAUAUCUAUACAUUGGUGUCGAUUCUUUACAAUUUUUAAUUAUGAACUUUAUUUUGGAUUUUCAUGGGUACUUGUUUUUAUAUCUGUUGAUCGUUGGAUUAAAGUUGAAUGGCCAACAAAAAGUCAAACAUUAUGUACAAGAAAAAGAUUUAUUUAUUUAUGUUUAAUAGCAUUUAUUUCAAGUCUUCUACAAAAUAUAAUUUAUACAUUUUUAUGUUUCAAUGAUAAAUGUCAACAAAAAAAUCUUACUUGUGAAAUAUUUAUUCAUACUAUAUAUAUAACUAUAUAUAUGAUAAUACCAAUUGCACUUAUUCUUAUAUCUAUAAGUCGUACGUGUUUAAUAAUAAUACAUUUAAAAAAACGUUUUCAUACAUCAAAUCAACAACAAAAUCAAACGAAUAAUGUUUCACGACCUUUGAAAUUAGAUACAAUUGUUCAUUGUAAUUCAACAUCUGAUAUGAAUAUAAAUUCAACAAUUGGAACAACUCAUAUAUCAAGUUCAUUUAUCAGUUUACCAUCAACAACAACAGCAGCAGCAACAACAACAACAACAACAAAUAAUACAAAUUAUCAUCAAAUAAAAAAUAAUCGAAAUCAUCUAACGAAUUAUUCAAUACAUUCACGUCGACGACGUUCACGUUUAGAUACACAAAUGAUUAUAUUAAUAUCAAUUAAUGUUGCACCAUUUAUUAUUGUUCAUAUUAUAACUGAAAUCGCAUAUCUAUUUGAAAAAUAUUCAACAUUUGUAGCACAAUCAAAAGUAGCACAAUUAUUUAUCGUAUUAAUUUAUCUUUCAUGGUAUUUAAUAUCAGCAACACGUUUCUAUACAAAUUGUCUUUUAUCACGUAUUUAUCGAGAAGAAUUUCAAAAUCGAUUAUAUAUGUUAAGACAUGGUUGUAAACCACGAAUUAUUAUAGUUGGUCAAGCACAAACAUGUCAUAAUUCAUCAAGAUUUCAUAUGGGAAGUAUGGUUAAUGGAGUUGACAGUACAAUUACACCGACAGUUAAUAUAAAGCGAUUGGCUUCGAUAUGA
Rotaria sordida is the source of this 1302-nucleotide messenger RNA. The record is from the annotation of a GenBank genome assembly. Lineage: Eukaryota; Metazoa; Rotifera; Eurotatoria; Philodinida; Philodinidae.